This is a messenger RNA of Miscanthus lutarioriparius, 2628 nucleotides long. The record is from the annotation of a GenBank genome assembly. Lineage: Eukaryota; Viridiplantae; Streptophyta; Magnoliopsida; Poales; Poaceae.
AUGGCCCUGUUCGAUCGGAACCAGAGGCAGAGGUCGUCGUUCUACUCCACGGCGACCUUCGUCGUGUUCGUCGCGCUCUGCCUCCUCGGCCUGUGGAUGAUGUCCUCGCCCGAGACCGUCCCGGCGGCCAUUUCCCUGUCCUCGGAGAAGGCGGCCGUCAAGGCCGACGUCAAGGAGGAGGACAGCUCCAUCGACGCCACCAACACCGUCAAGCAGGACAGCGCCAACGUCGUCGCGGAGGCGGCCACGGCCGGUGCCGCCGCCGCCGCCGCCGAGGGCGCCGAGGAUGUCGACAUCCCCGGCAAGCCCGGUGACAGCGGAUCAGCAGAAGGCGACGGCGGGAAGGCGGCGUCGUUGUCCAAGGACCAGUCGUUCGACGACGAGAACGGCAGGACCGAGGGCGGGGAGCUCGUCAAGCCGGGCGGCGGCGAGACGGACGCCGCCGCGGGGCAGGACAAGGGCGCCAGUGAGGAGGCGGCGCUGGACAACGACGCGAAGGUAGAUACCGCCGGCAAGGAGCAGACGGCGAUCGACACCAAGGAUGCUGGCGGUCUGGAUCAGAGCGCCGCCGAGCAGACGGCCACGGACGCGAAGGCGAGCGCAGCAGAGCAGGCGGCGGCGACUGGCGUCGUCAAGGAGAGCACCGCCGAGGCAGGCAGCGGCUCGGCCAAGAAACUCACGUUCGAUGACGAGAACGGCAAGAUGGACGGCGUCGACCUUGUGAAGGACGACGGCAAUAAGACUCGCAUCUCGGAGGAGAGUGCCAAGGUCGAAGGCGCCGCGCUGACGGUGAAGCCGUCGGCCAAAGCAGCGACGGCGACGGCGACGGCCACCGACACUGACAAGCAGGAUGAGGCGUCGGCGGUCGCGGCCACUGACGACACCACCACCGCAUCCACUAUGACUUCCGAAGACGAGAAGAAACAGGACGGUGUCGAGCAGCAGCUGCCUGCAGCAGCGGAGGCGCAGCCGAACGUCCAGGCGGAGCUACUGACGGAGCGCGCGGCGCAGAACGGAUCGUUCACGACGCAGGCGGCGGAGUCCACCGAGGAGAAGAAGAAGCGCGCCGAGAAGAAGGGGAAGAAAGAAAAGAAGAAGGCGGCCGGCGCCGUCGCCACGGUGGCGUGGAAACUGUGCAACUCGAGCGCCGGCGCGGACUACAUCCCGUGCCUGGACAACGUGGCAGCCAUCAAGAAGCUCAAGACGGACAAGCACUACGAGCACCGGGAGCGGCACUGCCCCGAGGAGGCGCCGACGUGCCUGGUCCCGGCGCCGCCGGAGUACCGGGAGCCGAUCCGGUGGCCGCACAGCCGCGACAAGAUCUGGUACUACAACGUGCCGCACACCAAGCUGGCAGAGUACAAGGGGCACCAGAACUGGGUGAAGGUCUCCGGCGAGUACCUGACGUUCCCGGGCGGCGGCACGCAGUUCAAGCACGGCGCGCUGCACUACAUCGAGCUGAUCCAGAACUCCUUUCCCGAUGUGGCGUGGGGCAGGCGCAGCCGCGUGGACGACGAGCACGAGGCGCAGGUGCAAUUCGCGCUGGAGCGCGGCAUCCCGGCCAUCUCCGCCGUGAUGGGCACCCAGCGCCUCCUGUUCCCCGCCAACGUCUUCGACGUCGUGCACUGCGCGCGGUGCCGCGUGCCGUGGCACAUCGACGGCGGCAUGCUCCUCCUCGAGCUCAACCGCCUGCUCCGCCCCGGUGGCUUCUUCGUCUGGUCCGCCACGCCGGUGUACCAGAAGCUCCCGGAGGACGUGGAGAUCUGGGACGAAAUGGUGAAGCUGACCAAGGCGAUGUGCUGGGAUAUGGUGGCGAAGACCAGAGACACCGUCGACCUGGUCGGCCUCGUCAUCUUCCAGAAGCCGGUGAACAACGUCUGCUAUGACAAGAGGCCGGAGAAGGAGCCGGCGUUGUGCGAGCCCUCCGACGACCCCAACGCUGCAUGGAACAUAAAGUUCCGGGCGUGUAUGCACCGUGUUCCUGAGGACCAGUCAGUGCGUGGCGCCCGGUGGCCGGCGCUGUGGCCGGAGAGGCUACGGAAGGCGCCCUACUGGCUGGACCGCAGCCAGGUGGGCGUGUACGGCAAGCCGGCUCCCGACGACUUCGCGGCGGACCUGCAGCACUGGAGGAAGGUGGUCCGGAGCUCGUACCUCGCCGGCAUGGGCAUCGACUGGAAGACCAUCCGGAACGUCAUGGACAUGAGGGCCGUCUAUGGAGGGUUCGCGGCGGCGCUGCGGGAGAUGAAGGUGUGGGUCAUGAACGUGGUCACCAUCGACUCGCCGGACACGCUGCCGGUGAUCUACGAGCGCGGGCUGUUCGGGAUCUACCAUGACUGGUGCGAGUCCUUCAGCACCUACCUGAGGUCCUACGACCUCCUCCAUGCCGACCACCUCUUCUCCAAGCUCAAACCCAGGUGCAAGGUGUUUCCGGUGAUCGUGGAGGUGGACAGGAUCCUGAGGCCGAACGGCAAGCUCAUCGUGCGGGACGACAAGGAGACGGUGGACGAGAUCCAGGGCGUGGUGAGGUCGUUGCAGUGGGAGGUCAGGAUGACCGUCUCCAAGAACAAGGAGGCGAUGCUGUGCGCGAGGAAGACGACGUGGCGGCCCACGGAAAUCGAGACCAGAUGA